AUGCUGCUGCCGCACCUACGUACAACUCUUCGGGCGCGACCUCGGUGUCCCAUCCGCCUAGACGCGCGGCGUGUAUCCUCGCUGCCCCUCGUACGCAUUCAAGAUGGUACUUUCUACCGCCGAUACCCGACCGAUGAUGAACAAGAUGCCUUGACCAACCCACCAUUAUUCCCUAAGCUGAACUUCAGUCUCCCUGCGAAGCGAUCCUCCCCGGAAGAGAGUCUGCAGCAUUGGGCCAUCAUCGGUCCAUCCGGCCGCACCGACUUACUUGACAUCCUACGAGGCCUCCAUAUCUCCAUUCCACCGACCGCGCGCUCAUACCCCUACCUGCGCACCGACGAAAUUGCCGCAAAGGAUCCGAAACUACGCGAAGUUGGCAAUGCUAUCCAAUAUAUCGGCUUCAGCGGCGAGGGAUCUGGGGCCAUUGGAGGUACCCGUGGUGCAUAUUUGAGUGCCCGGUAUGAAAGUCUUCGCGAGGAGACCGAUUGGACAGUCGAGCAGUUCCUGCGCGGCCAAACAUCUCUGAACCCUAUGGAAGGGGAAGAAAAGGGAACUGUUCGGGAUGAGAAGCUGCUCGAGGAGGUAAUUACCGAUUUGCGCCUGGGUGCUUUGCUCGACAUGCCUGUUGCGAAUCUCAGUAAUGGCCAAACUCGACGGGCGCGCAUCGCAAAGGCCCUAUUGAAAAAGCCGGAGCUUUUGCUGCUGGAUGAGCCCUUCAUGGGACUGGACCCGGCCACAGUACGAAGCAUCUCUGGGCUACUCCUUCGUUUGGCUGAUAAAUGUUCGCCGCGCCUUAUCCUGGCUCUGCGCCCGCAAGACACCGUGCCGGAUUGGAUUACUCACACGAUGCUCGUUGGAAAUACUCACCAUGUCCUAGCACAAGGAACCCGGCUUGAGAUGAAUCAAGUUCUACAGACCUGGCGCAAGCUCACGGACCCUUCCCAGGCCAAGGAUAAACCUGCAAACCUCGAAGAUAAACCUAUCUUCCUUCGGGCCCAAAAGGACCUUAAAGCAGGGAAUCUUGAUCAAGAGUUGCUUCGGGACUUUACUACGAACCAGACGGCCUCAAAUCGGCUCAAACAGCGCGAGACACCAAUCGGGGGUGAAGCCCUGAUUGAAAUGGAUGGCGUCCGGGUUCAAUACGGCGACAAGGUCGUUCUUGGUAACUGGGAGCAGAAUAUCGAGAAACAACCGAAAAAGGGUCUUCACUGGCGUGUCCGCCGCGGCCAGCGCUGGGCUAUCCUCGGCGCCAACGGAUCUGGUAAAACGACCCUUCUGUCGUUGAUCACCUCCGAUCAUCCUCAAACAUACUCGCAGCCUAUCAAAAUACUUGGUCGCUCUCGCCUACCCGAGGCUGGCAAGCCGGGAAUUUCUAUAUUCGAGCUGCAGUCCCGGCUGGGUCAUUCCUCGCCCGAAAUCCACGCCUUCUUUCCCCGUCAAUUAUCAAUUCGUGCUGCCCUGGAAUCUUCCUUUGCCGAGACUUUCCUCGCCCGGCCCAAGCUCGAUCACGAGCGCGAUCUAGAUGUCUCCGCGGCGUUACGAGAGUUCAAGGCUGAGUUGGAUCCCAAUGCAGCCUCUGCGCUGUCCAAGCCUCCCAAGAUCACCGAUUCUGAUCUUUUUCCCAAACUGAAGACGAAAGGCCAAGGCAAUCCUACUCCUUAUAUACCCGAUGACUUUGAUGUCGACUAUGCUGAUCAGGUGCUUUUCGGUCAACUCACCACCGCGCAACAGCGCAUCGUGCUGUUCCUCCGCGCUCUCAUCCACAAGCCCGAUAUCGUCAUCCUCGACGAGCCGUUUUCCGGCUUGACGGCCUCACAACGCGACAAGUGCCUGAGCUUCUUGGAAAAUGGCCAAUCCGGCCGGCCUUCUGAGAAUCUGCGACACCAGGGUCUAUCCGAUGAGCAGGCUUUGCUUCUGAUCAGUCAUGUGAAAGAGGAGAUCCCGGAUUCCGUUCGGUAUUACAUGCGUCUGCCAUCUGAGUCAAAUGACCCAUCCGCUGAUCCGCUUGAUUUCCGAUUUGGCGUGCUCAAAUCCUCGAGCAACCUCGGCGAUGCGAAAACAUGGGAUGUGGCUUGGUCUUCACCAACCGAGUUUAAGAAGGCUACGAGGCGGAGCUUUCGCAGGGCCAGCAAGGAAGAAGGGCAAACCGACUUUUCGACCUAUGAAUAUUUCACAGCAUGA
This is a messenger RNA of Penicillium waksmanii, 2181 nucleotides long. Its product is annotated as putative ABC transporter. The record is from RefSeq and is a predicted model, not a curated record. NCBI's taxonomy places the organism in Eukaryota, Fungi, Ascomycota, Eurotiomycetes, Eurotiales, Aspergillaceae. Bases 1 to 2181 code for a protein of 726 amino acids. The transcript has 2 exons. Gene Ontology annotation, molecular function: ATP hydrolysis activity; ATP binding.